This is a messenger RNA of Triticum aestivum (bread wheat), 669 nucleotides long. Its product is annotated as F-box protein SKIP19-like. The coding region runs from base 21 to 539 and encodes 172 amino acids. Gene Ontology annotation, molecular function: protein binding. The record is from RefSeq and is a predicted model, not a curated record. The transcript is spliced from 2 exons. NCBI's taxonomy places the organism in Eukaryota, Viridiplantae, Streptophyta, Magnoliopsida, Poales, Poaceae.
UCCCGUGCAUCAAGGCGGAAAUGGAGACAGACUGGUCGAAGCUGGCCCAGGACGCGCUCUGUCUGGUCUUCGUCAAGCUCGGCGCCGUGGAGGUCCUCACGGGUGCUGGCCUCGUGUGCCGCUCGUGGCUCCAGGCGGCCAAGCUGCCUGAUCCCCUCUGGCAGUCUCUGGACAUGGAUCACCUCCACAGCAAGUUGCCCCUGAAGAACAAACCAAACCUGCGCGCGAUGGCAAAGGAGGCUGUGGACCGCGCUAGCGGGCGGCUCGAGGCAUUCACGGCUGAAUGGUUCGUUGACGAUGAGCUGCUCGGCUACAUCGCGUCGAGGUCGCCGUCUCUAAGGAGCCUCAAGCUAGUCGACUGCAGCAUCACGAAUGGUGUAUUGAUGGAUCUCCUGGACUGCUGCCCCUACCUGGAGGUUCUUUACGUCAGCGACUGCUGCAAUAUCAUCAUAGAUGGCGCCCUGCUAGACAAGUGUGGCCGGAUCAGUGCAUUGACGCUCAUCCGCUUUUACUAUGAGUGUUGUCGAUUAGCAUGGUGACAUCGUAUUUGUUCGGUUAGAUCCAUCACCGUACGCUAUCUGUUUACUUGUUAAAGAUGUCAAUGUUAGCAAGUUAACUAGAGGUGGCUGAUACUCGUCAAAAAAACUAGAGGUUGUUGAAUAUCCUCUU